ACCCCCCCGUUUAUCCCGUCUCUCAUUCCCCCCGUCUCCGUCCUCUCCUUUCCCUUUGGUUUUUUUUUUAAACGCCUUACCAGCCUACCAGCUGCAUCCUGGGAUCGACAGCCUUAACCUUUAGAGGCUGGUAAUCGAUUUCCAUCUUGCAUAGCGUAUUAAAUCGACACUUACCUUACUUAACCUUGGUACCUACUUCGUUUACUUGGUAGCCAUCAGGACUAACCCGUGACCAUAGAUAGGUAGUCGACUGGUCCAGAUAUCAUCAUACCCCGUCGGAUUGAUCCCUUCUAUCCUUUCGUCGUCCUUCGUCGCCCAUUCCAAGACAAAUCCCGAUGAAGCCAGACACGGGGCUGAUCUGAGACCUUCUCAAUCUUUUCACUUUUAACUUCGUUUUUCGCAUUCCUUACCUCUCCAUUAAUCACACCCCCACUUGAUUAGAUUCAUAGUCAAUACCUCGACUUCUUCGUCAUCUUCUUCAUUGAAAAAAAAGUCUUCAAUCUGGAUUCUUCGACGUUCUCGGCGGGGUCUGGAGCCCAGUUCCACGACGCCUUAGAUAUAAUGGAUCAAGAACCCCUCGACAUACCCGCACCUGCGGCUGCUGCACCUGCGCCCCACGAGAUCCCCGACGAUACCCUCGGUGGCAUCGAAGGGUCUCCGCAGCUAUCAGGUGAUCCAGGCAUUCUUCACGAGCCACAUCAUCGACAAUCGCAGUCCCUCGACCGUGGCCUAGCCAACAACGCACACUCAGAUGACGUCGACCCGAACACUCCUCCAUACGAAACCCAUCCAUACGAACCUCCCCCUCAGUCCAUACCCAGACCAGCAUCAUCCAUGUCCAACACCGGCGAAAGACAAUACAGCGAUACCGCACCACGGGAUACCAACGGUGCGGAUCGCAAUACCCGCAACCAUGUUGUGAUCAAGGUCGGCAUGGUCGGCGAUGCACAGAUUGGCAAGACUUCCUUGAUGGUGAAAUAUGUUGAAGGCAGCUGGGACGAGGAUUACAUUCAGACACUGGGCGUCAACUUCAUGGAGAAGACGAUUAGCAUCCGAAAUACCGAGAUCACCUUCAGUAUAUGGGAUUUGGGUGGUCAAAGAGAAUUCGUGAACAUGCUACCUCUGGUCUGCAAUGAUGCAGUUGCUAUUCUGUUCAUGUUCGACUUGACGCGAAAGAGCACACUGAACAGUAUCAAGGAAUGGUAUCGUCAAGGACGAGGGUUCAACAAGACGGCCAUUCCGAUUUUGGUCGGUACGAAAUAUGAUCACUUCGUCAACUUUCCUCGAGAGGACCAAGAGGAGAUCUCGAAUCAGGCAAAGAGGUUUGCCAAGGCGAUGCGAGCUGCUCUUAUUUUCAGCAGCACGAGCCACAGCAUCAACGUCCAGAAGAUCUUUAAGAUUGUUUUAUCCAAGGCCUUUGAUCUCAAAUGCACAAUACCCGAGAUCGAAAACGUUGGCGAGCCCCUCUUACUCUACCAGUCUGUUUAGUUUGGACCGGUUCCCACGAUAGAGGUCUUUGGUAGGUUACGUCUAGACCGCCUCGACAUACUUUGGCCAUGGAGCAAUGAUGUGUUGCCUGUUGCCUUACCUUUACAAGUCUUGUUCACGUACUUUCACGUGUUUUAUGAUAUUGAAUGGCCGUUAUGACAACGUGAAUCCCAAGUAUCCAUCGGAUCUCAAACAAUUAAUUCGGUGUCUCAUCUAAAUAACCCUCAGACAAUCAAUCAAUCACAUCACCCUCACACUAUCUGAUAGAACCAAAUGGGAAUACACAACUACUUUACACUUUUUGACGACAUGCCUCCGAAGAGUUGACAUGACAAUUCCACAGUACAACUCAUCAAGAAAACCAAAUUACAUACAUUUCCUUUGUACCAUACGUCGCU
This is a messenger RNA of Hypoxylon fragiforme, 1886 nucleotides long. RefSeq names its product P-loop containing nucleoside triphosphate hydrolase protein. Bases 562 to 1488 code for a protein of 308 amino acids. Gene Ontology annotation, biological process: regulation of exit from mitosis. NCBI's taxonomy places the organism in Eukaryota, Fungi, Ascomycota, Sordariomycetes, Xylariales, Hypoxylaceae. Gene Ontology annotation, cellular component: spindle pole body. The transcript is spliced from 3 exons. The record is from RefSeq and is a predicted model, not a curated record. Gene Ontology annotation, molecular function: GTPase activity; GTP binding.